AUGAGUGGUUGUUGGCGACCUCCCUCUUGGACAUCACCUAUCAAAAAACUCCUUUACAAUACCUACACAGUGUUUGUGUUCACACUACUGAACAUAUCCACGAUCCUUCAAAUCAUGGACCUACUGUUAAACGUCGAAAAUCAAGAUGAAUUAAGCGAAGGUAUCUACAUGAUGCUGACGAUAUUGGUAGCUUGUCAUAAAAUGUAUAGCAUGCUAAUGAGCCGUAAGAACAUCGCUGUAUUGAACGGUAUUUUGGAAAAUGAACCUUUUCAACCGGAAAAUGUGGAAGAAAUUGAGAUUCGAAGGAGAUUCAACAAAAGGGCUCAAAGACAAGCAUAUAUUUACACGGCUGUAAUCGAGCUGGCAGUGAUAUUCCAUUCGUGUAGCGGUGCUUUAAAGCCUGAAGGGCAAAAAAUGCCAUACCGAAUGUGGUUACCUUACAAACACCUCUCGUUAACGAUGCUCAUUUUUACUAACAUUCAGCAAGCUCUAUCUUUGAUCACCGGAGCUUUGGUACACAUCGCCUGUGAUAAUUUGAUCUGGGGCAUGCUGAUUCACACUUGCAGUCAAAUUGAGAUUCUUGGAUACCGUCUGAAUGCGAUCAAACCGGACGAGAUUCAGUCUGCGAAGUCAUCUGCGCGUUAUCAUGAUCGCGUUUAUCGGAACAACAUUAUUUUGUUUAAAGACGGUAGCCAAAGGGUUAAUAAUCAAAGCGGUACCAAUUGGCACUAA
Osmia lignaria (orchard mason bee) is the source of this 732-nucleotide messenger RNA. NCBI's taxonomy places the organism in Eukaryota, Metazoa, Arthropoda, Insecta, Hymenoptera, Megachilidae. The record is from RefSeq and is a predicted model, not a curated record.